Molecule: messenger RNA, 3584 nt
Organism: Amborella trichopoda
Lineage: Eukaryota; Viridiplantae; Streptophyta; Magnoliopsida; Amborellales; Amborellaceae
Product: ankyrin
Molecular function (GO): protein binding
Source: RefSeq, a predicted model, not a curated record
UCUUAUAAACAGCGGUUUUGAUAGGACUAUCCAACAAAUAAGAACUCGUGGCCCGAAUUUUUCAAUAAUUUAAACAAAAUCCCAGACUUUCCUAGAAUUCAUAAAUGUUUCGUUUCGGUGGAUAUUCGUUCGUUUUUUCAAUGGAUAGAGACACAUGCUUUAUUUUAAUGUAGGGAGAGAAAGGUGGAUCUUUCCUUCCCAUUAUUUUACUUGAUAAAAUCAUUAACCUACACCGGUAGUGUAUGGUUUAUAAUACUCAUGUCCUCAUCUUCCGUCUGUUUAUUGAGGUGUAUGGUAGUCUAUCAUCACAUACGAAGUGGUUGGGAUUCACAAUGCACGACUGUUGUGUAUGGUGUUAUUUAGCCUAGGAUACCAUCAUCUCGUGUGUUUGUCGGGACCGGUGCACUGCAUGGCAAUGAGAUUCAAAGUCUGAUACACACGAUCCGAUCCGCGUGUAUAUAUAAUUUCGAAAAUACAGCUGUUUGUUUGUUUGUUGUACUCACCCUGUACGCUACAAUUAAUGUCGGCACAGGUAGUAAUUGUGGUACGUGACCGUGUGUGUACAUAACAUUUUCUUAUCUUUUUUCACUCUGUCAUCAAGGAGGUUGCAGAAACUGGAUGGUGGACCUUCAUUAGUUUUCAUUUACAUCAGAGGUGACGUUUUGUACGGAUCUUCCCUCACAAUCGUGGAGAAAACAUGGAAUUUUUUUAACUUCUAAUAAUUUUGUAAACUUACCUUAUACCACUCAUGAUUUUGGAUAUUAAACACUAUUAUCAUCGUAUCCGAUCUUUAUCCCAACUAUUUGGAAUUUGUUAUAUAAAUUAUAUCCGGUUAUUUGAUACUAUUAAAGGUCAUGUAAGAAGGGUGAGUUAGUUCAAGUAGAAAGAUUGAAAAAAAGGCUAUGUAGACAGAUUGGAAAGGACAGCGGGUACACCAAAAAGAAUGUGGUAGGAUUGGAAAAGGCAAUGGGUACACCCAAGAAUGUGGUUGGAAGUAGUCUGAAAAGAUACAGAGACUUAUGGCCUAAUUGAGGGUAUGGUCUUAAAUAGAGUAGAAUGACAUAUCAGAAUUCAUAUAGUCGACUCCUGUUAAUUGAAACAAAGCUAUGAUGAUGAUGAUGACCCUCAUUAAGAUCACAGGUGGCACAUUUGUGCAUUGAAAUUACAAAUCUUAACAUGAAACCUCUUUCCUUGCAAACUGUAAAGUCGAUCUGGACAUUACCUACAUGGGCUAUUUACAGUGGGGUACUUUUAUGUGUUUGUGUUUGUUACUUUAGUGUUAGUUGUGUUUGCCUUGUAUGACCCAUCUUUCAUGUAAAACUGCAGAGAGAGUGUGGGGGCAGACGUGAAUCAGAAGGUGUUUAGGGGGUUUGCGACGACGGCAGCAGUGAGAGAGGAUAAUGGGGAGAUAUUGGGGAUGUUGUUGAAGGCAGGGGCUUCCCAGCCUGCCUGCGAGGAAGCACUGCUAGAGGCUAGCUGCCAUGGGCAGGCAGACCUUGCCUACAUGCUCAUGGCCUCUGAAUUGAUCAGGCAAAAUGUAGCCCUCCAUGCUCUUGUAACCGCCAGUUCUAGAGGCUUCACUGGUGUUGUGGCCACUCUCAUCAAGUGUGGCGUUGAUGCAGAUGGGGUGGACCGGGUGCUCCUUCGUUCAUUGAAGCCUCCACUCCACACAAAUGUUGACUGCACUGCCCUCGUGGCUGCUGUUGUUGGUCGUCAAGCCACUGUUGUGCACCAGUUGCUCCAGGCUGGUGUAAGAACUGACUGCGAGGUCAAACUUGGUGCUUGGUCAUGGGAUCCAGUUUCUGGUGAGGAGCUACGAGUUGGUGCUGGGUUAGCUGAAGCUUAUGGCAUAACAUGGUGUGCAGUCGAGUACUACGAGUGCUCCGGAGCCAUCCUCCGUGCCCUCCUCCACCAUCACCACCCCAUAGAUACUCCACACCAAGGCCGCACCCUCAUCUUCCACUCCAUCCUUUGCAACAAUCCUCGUGCCCUCAACAUUUUACUAGAUGCUGGUUCAAACCCUGAAUUCACUGUGAGGACGAAGCGUGGGCUUAAGUUUCGGCCCAUCCACUUGGCUGCUAGGCUUGGCUCCCACACCACCCUGCAACAGUUGGUGUUGAGGCAAUGUGACCUUAAUUCACGCACUGAGUCAGGGGAGACAGCGCUCAUGCUGUGCGUGAAGGGGAGGCACGAGGAAUGCUUUCUCGUGGUGACAGAUGUGGGGGCUGACUUUGGACUUGUUAAUUAUAAGGGGCAGAGUGCAUUCUCGAUUGCUGAAUCGAAUGGUUGGUGCCCUGACUUUGAGCGGGUCAUCCUCAAUGCCAUCCGAUUAGGGAAGAAGAUCCAUUCAAGUGAUCAUACUGUGUUCUCCCCUCUCUUGUUCGUGGCAAGGUCGGGUGACAGUGUGGCCAUGCGAAGGCUUCUUGAGAAAGAGUCCGGCAUGAGCCUAAAUGAGCAGGACCAAGAUGGCAACACUCCUGUCAUGGCAGCUGUUUCCCUGGGCUUCAUUGACAUGUUUCGAGUACUUGUAUUUGCAGGUGCCGAUGUCAGGCUCCCUAACAAAAAGGGGGAGACAGUGUUUACUUUGUCGGAGUCAUUUGAGAAGCGUGACGAGUUUGAGCAAGUGAUGCUCGAGUUUGCAUUGGAAAGGGGGGAUCGAAGUGUUGGAUUUUGUGCGCUCCAUUGUGCUGCUCGUCGAGGUGACCUCCGUGCUGUGCAGCUGCUGGCAGGCAUGGGUUGUGGGGUCGACACAGAGGAUGAGGAUGGGUACACUCCCCUCAUGCUCGCUGCCAAGGGUGGACAUGCUCAUGUUUGUCGGUUCUUGAUUGGACAUGGAGCCAAUGUCGAGUCAGAGAACUGGAGGGGUGAGACUCCUUUAACUUUGGCUCAAAAAAGCGGGGUCUCUGAGGCCGAGAGUGUUGUGUUGGAUGAGUUAGCGAGGAGAUUCGUGGUGGGGGGAGGCAGGGUGGGGAAGCACACGAGGGAGGGGAAGGGGCGGGUCCAUGGAAAGGUCUUGUGCAUGGUCGUGUAUGGAGGGCGGAGCGUGGUGAGUUGGGGGACGUCGGGGAGGAGGAAUGUGGUGUGCAAAGAGGCAAGGGUGGGGGCAAGCGCUGUUUUUCGGAAGAAUCGGAUGAGGAAGGGGAAGGGGGAUGCCAAUGCAGCAGGUUUGUUUAGGGUGGUGACAACGAAGGGAAGGGAGGUGCAUUUUGUGGCUCAAGAUGGGUGGAGCGCAGAGCUAUGGGUGCGUGGGAUCAACCUCCUUACCACUGAGGCCACGAGUUUUGUGUCACUGGCUUGAAAGUGUGACAGAAGAGGUUCUGUCCGCAAAUGUUUGUGUCCCCAUGUACAUAGCAUAGAAAGAGCGUGUUUUGUACUUCAUCUCGAAGUCAAAUCUUUUUUUCCAGUAAAUUUUUGUAUUUUUUCAAUUUUAUUUUUUACUUUUGUAGUUUGCAUAUAAGUUAAGUGUGGAAGAGACGAUCACCAUUCGAACAUGGUGUUUUGUUGUUAACAAGUGGUAGGAAUCCUGCCUUGAUCUAUAGCGUUUCCUAAACAGGGGAACUGAAAUAAGGAAAAAGUUUAUAUAA